Molecule: messenger RNA, 3272 nt
Organism: Contarinia nasturtii (swede midge)
Lineage: Eukaryota; Metazoa; Arthropoda; Insecta; Diptera; Cecidomyiidae
Product: ubiquitin carboxyl-terminal hydrolase 3-like
Exons: 8
Coding region: 729-2450 (573 amino acids)
Biological process (GO): protein deubiquitination
Cellular component (GO): cytoplasm
Molecular function (GO): zinc ion binding; cysteine-type deubiquitinase activity
Source: RefSeq, a predicted model, not a curated record
UAUCUACCACUACAUUGAAACAGCAUAAAAUCAUAUUAGGAGAUACACAACAACUACAACCAUAUUCGUAUAUACGUUAGUGCUAUUCGAACAAAUUAACACAAAAAUUGUGAAAAGAUCGUUGUGUGUAUGCAUAGAUGUGUGCGUGUUGGCAAUACCACAAGCAGCAAUAGAAAUAUCAUCAACACACAGUAUAACAUAAACGUAGUGGCAAAGCGAAGAAAUUUUUUUUUAUAUAUAUAUUCUUGAUCCGUACUUUUGUUAUUGUUGUUGUAAUUUCCAACAGAGUGGAGUGAAAUAAUAGAAGUUUUAUCCGAAUUGGCGAAAAGGCAAUCUUCUGCACAGAUAGACAUUUAUUGGUGGACAUUUUUGUUCGUGAAACAGAGACCCAACACCAAAAAGGAAAACAACAACAUUUCCAAUCGAAAAAAGUUUUUUCAGCCAUCACACACAAACAGACAAAUUCAAUAUUGUAAUAAAGUGUUGAAAUUGUGGAUUUCGUCAAAUUGAUGGUGUUGUUAUUUUACCUAAUCACUGACGACAUGAACUAAAAAAAAAACUGUAUGUGAAACUGAAACAGCAACAGCAGCACAUUGAUCGAAGGAAGAACGGGUUCAAGUUUAGUAAAUCGCCCUUUUUGUGAAGUGAACUAAUUUGAAGCAAAAAAAGAAGAUUUAAGAAGAAAACCAUCAAUUGAAAAGACAGUCGAAUUUGACGAAUUAGACAACAUGGAGUGUCCACAUUUGCGUGACAGUGUUAAAGUAAAUCGCGAUUUUAUAAAAAAUAUAAAAUGUGCACUGAGCACAAAUAGCGGUAAUCGAGCAUCAACAGAAUUAAGCAGUAGCGGCGGCGUGUUGUGGAGAUGUUUAGAAUGUACUUCGGAUAAGGAGAAUUGGAUGUGUUUGAAUUGUGGCCAAGUAUUGUGCGGUCGUUAUGAAAAUGGACAUGCUUUACAUCAUUCGACACUGAAUACACAGCAUAAUGUUUGCUUGAACACAUUAAAUUUUUCGGUUUACUGCUACAAAUGUGAUGAUUUUGUUAUUAAUGGUAAGCAUUUGUUGGACAAUUUGCGCGAAGAAUUCAAGGAUGAUGAUUCAUCGUCGGAGGCGUCCAAUUCACUUGAUGAAUCGUCAUCGAUAAAAUCAUCAAAAGGUUCAGCAAGUACAUCAUCCAGCGAUUCCGGAUGGUAUGACGAGUCGACGCCGGGCGUCUCACAAACUGGUCGACGACUACGGCCACGAAAACGUACAAAUUCAAAUACAAAUAAUGAAAAUGGCAACGAAUCACCGACAAAAAAGAAAUUAAUGCGAAAGGUCAUUGGCCUCCGCAAUUUAGGAAACACAUGCUUCAUGAACUCAGUGCUACAGUCACUGAACAACAUCGAAGAGUUCAGUUUGUAUUUCAAUACGCUGCCAUCGUUAGAAACAAAAGCACAACAACAACAACAGAAACGUUUUUACUACUCACGUUCACAGAAAGAUAAUGUGGGUGAUGCAAACGUAGCGGAAGAGUUACGUAAAGUGUUAAUCAAUCUCAGUCAAGGUGGUGACGGUUCAAAAGCGAUCUCUCCCGAAAGUUUGUUCUUAGUGAUUUGGAAAGUGGUGCCACAAUUCCGUGGCCAUCGACAACAUGAUGCACAUGAAUUCUUACGCUAUAUGUUAGAUCGUUUACACACCGAACUACAGUGCGUAACAAUACCCGCAGAUUCAAAUAGUGGAACGCAUAAAACCACAAACAAAGAUUGGAACGGAAGUGAAGGUAGCAGCCUCAGUACCAGUGAACCAAACAGUACCUCGUUUCGGAAUCGAAGUUCAAUUGUCACAAACAUUUUUGGUGGCACACUACAAAGCGAGGUGCGGUGUUUAAUCUGCGGAAUGGAAAGCAAAAAGCACGAUCCAUUUUUGGACUUAUCACUCGACAUUCCCGAAAAAUUCUACAAAGAAACGGAUGCUGAUGGUCGACCUGUUUGUAACAUAGCCGAUUGCUUAUCAAGUUUCACAGAGGUUGAAGAAUUGGCCGAAACUGAACUGUACUAUUGCAACUCAUGCAAAUGCAAACAAAAGUCGACAAAACGUUUUUGGAUUCGCCGUUUACCGAAUGUAUUGUGCUUGCACAUCAAACGAUUUCGUUGGAAUAAUUUUUUCCGCACGAAAAUUGAUUUACGUAUCAAAUUUCCAAUCAAAUCAUUGGAUAUGUCACAAUACGUGUUGAACAAUGUUCCUGAAACAAGACGCUCCAAUUUGAACAAUCAUGUAUAUGAUUUGGCCGCUGUAAUUGUUCACCACGGCAAUGGUUCGAGCUGUGGUCAUUAUACAUCGUUUGCGAACAACAACGGUACGUGGUUGCAUUUUAAUGACCAGACGGUGAAAGAAGUCGAAAUGAGCACAGUUGCGGAAUGCAAACCAUAUAUGUUAUUUUACAGUCGAAGGGAUUCAAAUAGUUCGACAUGAGACUAGGCAUCGAGACUGAGUUUCGUCAUCCACUAAUCCAUUACGGAAGAAAGAGACAUUUUUACGAAUAAAAAAAGAGCAGACACUUAAGCGAUCAAAUUAAAAUAAAACGAUAAAUUUAUGUAUAUAUAAAAUUACAUAAACUUAUUCCGAUGUAUCAAACAUUCGUAAAGAUGUUAUUCAAAGAACAAAAAGAAGAAACAAACACAUACGCAGAAACAAUGAGUAAUCUCCCUCAUUUGAUUUCUGUAUCGAUGAGAACAGUAAAAACGAUACAUAUAACUUAACUUGCCAGAGAGCAAAAUAUUCUGGAAUAUUCUAUAAAUCAACUGAUUGAAAAAUAUUUCCAAAAGCAGAACCCUCAUUUACAUCAACCAGGAACAAUAACUGUAUUUUCUGAGGAAUAACCUUCUUUUUAAUCCGAAUGAGAUACUCAUAGUUUCAUUGAUUUAAUACAGUAUUUUCGAUUGUGUUUUAUCAUUUUUACGACAAUGUUCACUCUGACAUACAGACAAUUAUUAUUAUUUUUCAAUAACAGUAAGUCGAAUUUUGAAUGAACAAACAGAUUUAAUUCUUCCCUUGCGUUGAAAGUAUGUCUGUGGUUUUUUGAUUUUUUUUUACUUUACGAGAAAAAAAAAUAAACUCAACAUAUAUAUUAUAUUCAAUGAUGUGAAAAUGGCAGUUUGUACACUUACACAUUUAAUCGUCCAACAUGAUUGAUUGGCAAUAGCAAAAACAAAACAAAACUGUAUUUCAAACUAUGUAACAGAAUUCAUCUCAUGCAAAUAUUGAAAAUACAUACAAAUUUUAUUGAUCAUAAAA